AUGCCUAGCUGUUUUGGAAGUAGAUGCGACUCUUCUGGUGGGCGCGUCGAAAAGGUGAAAGCACACUCCAUGCAGACAUCUUGGGCCUCCGUCCGCAUCCCACGGCGGCGGCAGCAACAGCGGCUGAGCCGACUACGCGGCUUUCAGGUGUCCUGGAAGAGGCCGAGUUGCGAACGGCGGAAGCUGCAUCAUCAUUGUCGUCAUCUCUCCACCAACACGGACAUGUUGUACGGGUCACUGGCAAGGUUAUCCGUUGGAAUUAGCGACAAAAGUUGUUCGCUGCACCGUCUGUCUAGGCUACGGCAGCGGCACCACGGAAAAGCUUUUCCCCAUCUUCAGAGCGGCCAAGACGGCCGCCAUCACUGCUUCUGCGCUUGUUUACUUGACUGA
Molecule: messenger RNA, 390 nt
Organism: Trypanosoma conorhini
Lineage: Eukaryota; Euglenozoa; Kinetoplastea; Trypanosomatida; Trypanosomatidae
Exons: 1
Coding region: 1-390 (129 amino acids)
Source: RefSeq, a predicted model, not a curated record